AUGACUGAACAAGGAAUUUUACAUGCGUUUUCAUUAAUUGAUACUGACAAUGAUGGGAUAAUCACAAUUGAAGAUCUUGAAAGAUAUUCUAUGAAAAGUACAGUGGCAGAUGAUUUUGUACCAAAGUGGAAAAAGUUAUUUGAUGAGGACAAUACUGGUGAAAUAACAUUUAUUCAUUUUUGUGAUGUUCUUGGUAUCAGCAAAAAGAAAAGAGACGAAAUACUUAAAGAAAGAAACAUAGUAAUUCCAGAUUCAAUACCUAAACCAAUCGUCUACUCAAGCAACCUAAAUCCAGAGAUGCAGCAAAAAAUAUUGAGAAUUAUAAAAUAUGGAUGGAAUAAACAAAAUGAUCAUUCCAAUUUAUAUGAAAUAACUGUACAAUGUGAUCGUGAGUUCGGUUCACGUUGGAGAGGACGUGUUAUCAACAAUACACAACCAGUAAAAGAAGCAGUUAAGGGAAAAUAUCUGGUGUUCAGUUGUGAUAAUGGAAAAACCAUAUGGUGCCUUUGGUUAGGAAAUGACGAAAAAGACAGAUCCGUAGGAUGUUGUUGCUGUUAA
Messenger RNA from Schistosoma bovis, 558 nucleotides. NCBI's taxonomy places the organism in Eukaryota, Metazoa, Platyhelminthes, Trematoda, Strigeidida, Schistosomatidae. The record is from the annotation of a GenBank genome assembly.